Olea europaea var. sylvestris is the source of this 1327-nucleotide messenger RNA. RefSeq names its product probable N-acetyltransferase HLS1. The transcript has 3 exons. The record is from RefSeq and is a predicted model, not a curated record. Bases 43 to 1272 code for a protein of 409 amino acids. Gene Ontology annotation, molecular function: acyltransferase activity, transferring groups other than amino-acyl groups. Lineage: Eukaryota; Viridiplantae; Streptophyta; Magnoliopsida; Lamiales; Oleaceae.
AGAACUAAAAUUUCUCAAAGAGAAAUUGAAAAGUUCUCUACAAUGUCAUCCAUAAUAGAAGCUGAGAACCUACCAAGUCAGCCAGCAGAGACACCACUAGUGAUUGUGCGAGAGUAUGAUGAAGAAAGAGAUACUGUGUUGGUGGCGGAGUUGGAGCGGCGGUGUGAGAUGGGUCAGCGUGGGAAACUGACACUCGUCACCGACCACAUGGGUGACCCAAUUUGCCGUCUUCGAAAUUUUUCAACACAUGUUAUGCUGGUAGCAGAGUACGGAAAUAGAAAGGAAAUUGUGGGGACUAUUAGGGGGUGUAUAAAAACUGUGACAAUUGGACAGAAAAGCUCAAGUGGAUCUCCAAUCUAUGUGAAGCUGGCUUAUAUUCUGGGACUCAGAGUUUCGUCUAAGCACAGGAGGCUUGGAAUUGGUACAAAACUUGUUCAACAACUAGAAGAAUGGUGUAGACAAAAUGGAGCUGACUAUGCAUACAUGGCUACAGAUGGUGGCAAUCAGCCUUCCCUAAAUUUGUUCACCCUAAAGUGCAAUUAUGUCAAAUUCAGAAACCCUAAAGUUUUGGUGCAGCCUGUUCAUCUUCACUACAAGCCAUUAGGCUCGGGUAUCACGAUAAUUAGUGUUUCUCCACAGCUUUCUGAAUCAAUAUAUCGUCGAAUAUUUUCUCACUCAGAGUUCUUCCCUGAGGACAUCGAUUGUCUUUUGUGUAACAAACUCAAUUUAGGCACUUUCAUGGCCUUAACAAAGAAUUCCCUCAGAAAUUGGACCCCUAGAACUGGAGAUUUACCCCCGAGUUUUGCCAUUCUUAGCAUAUGGAACACCAAGGAAGUUUACAAGUUACAACUGAAGGGUGUUUCAGGACUAACGUAUGCAGCUUGUUUAGGAAGUAGGGUUAUUGAUGCCUUGAUGCCAUGGCUAAAAUUCCCAUCACUACCAAAUAUUUUGGGGAAUUUCGGGUUUUAUUUUCUUUAUGGACUUCACAUGGAAGGAAAGGAUGGGUCUAAUCUCAUGAAAUCUCUUUGUGCAUUUGCUCAUGAUAUAGCUAGAGAUGAUAAAGAUUGUAGGGUUUUGGUGGCUGAGGUAGGGCAAAUGGACCCUGUUGGAGAGGCAAUUCCACACUGGAGAAAAUUUUCAUGGGAUCAAGAUAUAUGGUGCAUUAAGAACCUUAGAGCAGCACAAGGAGAAGACAAUAGAAAUUCUCAAGAAUAUUGGAUCAAAUCUCAGAUAUCUUCUUCAGUUAUUUUUGUUGAUCCACGUGAUAAUUGAAUAUCUUCUGAGUUUACGUACAUUCAUUUGACAACAAAAUAUGUUCCGGGCUAUG